Caenorhabditis remanei is the source of this 1431-nucleotide messenger RNA. RefSeq lists its product as uncharacterized. The transcript is spliced from 5 exons. Bases 1 to 1431 code for a protein of 476 amino acids. Gene Ontology annotation, molecular function: zinc ion transmembrane transporter activity. Gene Ontology annotation, cellular component: membrane. The record is from RefSeq and is a predicted model, not a curated record. NCBI's taxonomy places the organism in Eukaryota, Metazoa, Nematoda, Chromadorea, Rhabditida, Rhabditidae. Gene Ontology annotation, biological process: zinc ion transmembrane transport; intracellular zinc ion homeostasis.
AUGUGGGUGAAAUCUUGCAUUUUCCUGUCCUUCGUGGCAAUCGCCGCUUAUGGCCAAGCGCAUUUGAAGUAUACAAAGGAAAUGAACGAUCCGGAGUACGUCGAACAACAUGUUAAAGGUCAGGGACACGGACACGCUCAUGGAGGACAUGGACAUGCUCAUGAUGCCGACGGAGGAUGCCCAUAUGCUAAAGCUGCUGCCGCUGAAGCCGCCGCCGCUGCUGCUCACGGACAUGCUCACGACCACGGACAUGCUCACGACCAUGGACACGCUCACGACCAUCAUGGACACUCCCAUGAUGAAGAAGAUGUUCACGACCACGACCACGGACACGCCCACGAGCAUCACGGACACUCUCAUGGAGACUCUCACGGAGACCAUGGACACACUCACGGAGCCAAGACCGCGAAGCAAGUAUCCUCCGAGUACAAAUACACUGGAGCUCUUUCCUUCCUCAACGACGCCAAGACCCGACUCUGGGUAUAUGGAAUCUCUGCGACACUUCUCAUCUCCGCUGCUCCAUGCUUCAUCCUCAUGUUCAUCCCAAUUCAAGCCAACACUUCGGAGUCUGGACCACUUCUCAAGGUUCUGUUGGCUUUUGGAUCCGGAGGACUUCUUGGAGACGCAUUCCUUCAUUUGAUUCCACACGCAACGCCGGCUGGAGAUGGACACGGACACUCGCAUUCUCAUGGACACUCUCAUGGAGGAGCUGGAGGGCACUCCCAUGGAGCUCAUGAUAUGAGUGUUGGUGGAUGGGUUCUUGCAGGAAUAAUUGCCUUCUUGACUGUCGAGAAGCUCGUCCGUAUUUUGAGAGGAGGAGAAGGACACGGACACUCCCAUGGAAGCCACGGACACUCUCAUAGUGAUGAUAAGAAAGAGACAAAGAAUAAGGAUUCCAAAGAUAAGGACUCCAAAGAUAAGGACUCCAAAAAGGAGAAAACGGUUGAAAAAACAGGAAAGGACGAGCAAACCAUCAAAGUCACUGCCUACCUCAACCUCGCUGCUGACUUCGCCCACAACUUCACUGACGGACUCGCUAUCGGAGCCUCAUUCAUCGCUGGAACCACUGUUGGAGUCGUCACAAUGGUCACCGUUCUUGUCCAUGAAGUCCCACACGAGAUUGGAGAUUUCGCGAUUCUCAUUCAAUCCGGAUACUCUAAAAAGAAGGCUAUGCUCAUCCAACUCGUCACCGCUUUGGGUGCCCUCUCUGGAUGCGUCAUCUCCCUCCUCGCUUCUGACGCUGAUGCUCUUGCCGACGCCGCUGCAAGCUCCUGGGUACUUCCAUUCACUGCCGGAGGAUUCAUCUACAUUGCGACCGUUUCUGUUAUCCCAGAACUUUUGGAGAACAGCUCCUUCUUCCAAACCGUCAAGGAGAUUUUCGCUCUUCUCACUGGAAUCUUCCUUAUGUAUCUCAUUGCUAUUUAUGAGUAA